UCCUCCCGCGCAGAAAGUGACUUCCGCUCGUCUUUCCGUGCGGCGCAUUCGGUCUGUCGGAGCUAGGCUGUUCUCGACCCUCGGCGAGGCCGGCGCACCGCAGCCAUGACAGAGGCUGAUGUGAACCCGAAGGCCUAUCCCCUCGCAGAUGCCCAUCUCACCAAGAAGCUGCUGGACCUUGUUCAGCAGUCGUGCAACUACAAGCAGCUUCGGAAAGGAGCCAAUGAAGCCACCAAAACCCUCAACAGAGGCAUCUCUGAGUUCAUCGUGAUGGCAGCAGACGCUGAGCCCUUAGAGAUCAUCCUGCACCUCCCACUGCUGUGUGAAGACAAGAAUGUCCCCUAUGUAUUUGUGCGCUCCAAGCAGGCCCUAGGACGGGCCUGUGGGGUCUCCAGACCUGUCAUCGCCUGUUCUGUUACCAUCAAAGAAGGCUCUCAGCUAAAGCAGCAGAUCCAGUCCAUCCAGCAGUCUAUUGAAAGGCUCCUGGUGUAGGCCUGUGGCUCUGCCCUUCCUGUCUGUUCCCACCCUACUCUGUAUCAUACCGUCUAUUAGCAUGUAGUGUUUUCAGCCAGUUUCUAUUAUAAAUAUUGUACUACA
This is a messenger RNA of Arvicola amphibius (Eurasian water vole), 597 nucleotides long. RefSeq names its product small nuclear ribonucleoprotein 13 (gene Snu13). The record is from RefSeq and is a predicted model, not a curated record. Gene Ontology annotation, molecular function: RNA binding. The transcript is spliced from 3 exons. Gene Ontology annotation, cellular component: box C/D methylation guide snoRNP complex; small-subunit processome; nucleolus. Lineage: Eukaryota; Metazoa; Chordata; Mammalia; Rodentia; Cricetidae. The coding region runs from base 106 to 492 and encodes 128 amino acids. Gene Ontology annotation, biological process: mRNA splicing, via spliceosome; maturation of SSU-rRNA; ribosome biogenesis.